CAAAAAUAUAGUUUUAAAUACACUGCAGUCUACAUUUAACUUCAAAUUUUAAUACUAUUUUAACAUAGGUAAUAAUAUAAUAUCAAUAUAUUUUAAAUUAUUAUAAUUUUGUGACCCAAUUAUAAAGUUUAUAGUAUUGUGUGGUGGUCUUCUAUCGAGUGGCGUUUUGUCAAAUUCGGAUCCGUGGAUUAUGAUCGCGUGGCUUUAUGUCGAGUGGUUAUUUGUCGUUAGGUCGAAAAUAUAUUAUCAAUGAAUAAUAUUAUAUUUUGUGCCUGUAACCUACAAUCAAUAAAUAUUAUAAGAACAGUCGUAUAAACAGUAUUCUCUUCAUAGAAUUGAGAAUUCCAGAAAUGUUUUAAUAUACAAGUAUUAUUUUAUUUUUUUCAUUGAAAUUACUUGUUUAUAUCAUUUGUGUUGUAAUCGUAUAUUUUUACAUCGUGUGAUUUUUAAGAUUUGGUAUUUAUAUUAUAAACAAACAAUUGAAUAGGUAUUCCUACCGAAGGUUUAUAAAUUAUAUGGUUGAAGAGCCACACUUCAACUGGUACCUAUAUUCAAGUUGGCAAGUAAUAGGUACAUUUAUAUUUAUUUUUCAUUCAUAAUUAUAUACAAUAUUUUUAAUAUAGGUAAAAUUACCUACUCCAUUUGUAUGACUAUGAUGUGUGUAAAUCACAUUUUGUAUUUAAAAAUUAUUUUCCCAUUUAAAACAAUAUAGAUAUUUUCCUUAUCUUCCAUACACAAUUAAUUCGGCUUGAUAGGCAUAAAUUCAUUAAUCCAUCAAAAUCAUCUAUAAAUAUUGUUAUGUAAUCAUAAUCUAUGUUGAAAUGUAUUAGAAUAAAGUAAAAUUAUAGUAUAAUUUACUUAUUCUUAUGUAUGAUUGAAGUCACUAUUUAAACAUAGUGAUUUCUAUAAACAUUAGUUACCUAGUUAAUGUUUUGAAUUUUUGAUCAACCACACAAUUUUUCUCGUAGUUAUGGUAACUGCUUAGAGGUUUAUUUUAUUUUUUUCGAAUUUAUGCUUUAAAAAACAAUAUUUUAAUUAAGUCUGCUAAGAAUUAAUAAUAAAUAAGUGUAUAUUAAUAACAUAUUCUUGUUGACAGAAAACAAAUAAAUAUGUCUCUAAAUGGUGCAUUGUCUGAUAUUGAUUUAAAAUCAAAACUUGCUUACUAUGGCAUAGUUACUCCAAUUACAAAUACCACAAGAGAAGUUCUGCUGAGGAAACUCCAAAAGUUAGAAUCGAGUUCUAUAAAUCAACAGAUUAAUCAACAAAUAACUUCAAAUGAUACUGAAGCGAUGGUAAUUAAAUUUGAUAGAAUUUAAAAAAUCAAAAAUUAUAUUUACUUGCUCAAAAUGUUAACAAGGUUCCUAUUCAAGUACUAAUAAUUAUUAACUAUUGUUAUGAUUAAAAAAGGAUGAACAUACUUCACACGUAGGUGAGAAGUUAGGAAGGUGUAUAUAGAGGAAAAUUGAAUGUAAGUCUGUGAGCAAAGAUUAAUCAUUUUCAACAACAUAUUAAUAUGUCAUAUUAUAGUAAAAUAAAUAUAUAUUAAAACAAUUUUAAUCAGUAACUGGAUUUGUUACACAUAAGUUUUUACUCAAACAAUUUUAUUAAAAUUUCUUUAUAAAAAAAAAAUACUAUAUUAAGUUCAAAUUUUUUUAUUUGACCACAAAGUAUAACUUUUAAUGAACCUACUGUUAAGUUUUCACAAAUUUCGGUUUAGUCCUACAAUUUAACCAGGCAGUACCUACUGAAUAAAAAUUAUAUGUAAAACUCGCAUAAUUAAAAUGGCUCAAAAAUGGCUUAAAUCUUUUUGAAACUUUAUGCUACCUAUAAAAGAAAAAUAUAAUUUUUCUAUCCAAAUGUCAAGUCUCUACAAAUAUUUCUAACCAAAUUACAAUAAAUAACAAAAUUGAAAAAAAUAAAAGCCAUUAUUUUCAUCAAUUUUCAAUUUUUCUUAAGUUUUAUCCAGGUUAUUCACAGAUAUUAUAAAAACUGCUUGGAAAAACAAAAUAAAUGAUUUUUGUAUAGUAUGUAGAUCUGUGGUUCUUAAACUUUUGGUGCGCAUUGACCCAUGAUAAAAGACUUAAAAAUCGCGGACCCUUGACCAAUACCUUGUUUUUACAAAAUAUCUCAUGUUAUCAUAAUCAAUAUUUACUGAUUAUUUUGAGUACAUUUGUUUGAAAAUAUACAAUCUGUUAAUUAUUAAAUGACAAUAAACAGGUAACACUACUUAACAUGAUAUUUUUGAAUAUUAAUAUUUGGAAAAUCUUUAUGGUAGAUAGAAGAUUUAUUCAAUUUAACAAAAAGUUACGCCUUUUAUUUUUACAAACAAUAUUAUAUAGAAAUGCUAAACUAAAUACUCAUAACUUUCUAUAAUAUACUCAUUUUGUUUUCUAUUCAUAAGUGUACACAGUUAGUAAACUGAAUAUAGCUAAACAAUCUUUACAUGUAGGUAUUAAUAUUUAAUAAGAAUUGAAACUUUAAGGAUUUUAGUUUUCAAUUAAGUUUUUUUUUAUUGUUGUAACAGGAUACCACAUCUAAUGACAUGAAUGAAUAUGAAAUUCUUAAAGGAAUUUCUGAACUUGGAUUUACGGCAGUGGCAUUGACUGAUACAACUCGUCCUUUACUUAGCAAUAUAAUAAGAAAAAGAAACAAAUAAAUAUUUUUAAUUAAAUGUGUUAAAAAGAACUUUUUAUUAGCAUUGUUAAAUUCUUAAAAAUUCACUUUUAGUUUUAUAUUUUUAAAUUGUUGUAAUAAGUAGAAGCAAUUUCAAGGCAUAUUUUUAAAUUUAC
Molecule: messenger RNA, 2789 nt
Organism: Cinara cedri
Lineage: Eukaryota; Metazoa; Arthropoda; Insecta; Hemiptera; Aphididae
Source: the annotation of a GenBank genome assembly